UUACUAGACUUACCAUUAUUAGUUUCUUUUUAUUCUGUUUUUAACCCCUUGUCAGCUGUAGACUGGAAUCUAUAUAAACUCAAUGAAGACUUUUCAUUAUUAGGAAGCUCAAAAAAUUAUUCUUUUGUAUAUCUAUACCAGCACACUCUUCGUGAAGAAACCAUGGUAGUGAUGACUGAAGAAAUGCCUUUGGAAAUUUCUUAUGUGCCUUCUACUUAUCUGACUGAGAUCACUCAUGUCUCACAAGCCCUAUCAGAAGCAGAACAACUUCUCAAUGCUCCUGACCUCUGUGCUAAAGAUUUUGAAGAUCUCUUUAAACAAGAGGAGUCUCUAAAGAAUAUAAAAGACAGUCUGCAACAAAUCUCAGGUCGCAUUGAUGUUAUUUACAACAAGAAGACAGCAGCAUUGCAAAGUGCCACACCUGUGGAAAGGGCAAAGCUACAGGAAGCUCUCUCACAGAUGGAUUUUCAAUGGGAAAAAGUUAACAAACUAUACAAGGACCGACAAGGGUAGGUAAUACUUACAUUUUAUUGAAUAAUUACAUCUGUUUUCAGGGAACUAUAGAAUUCAUUUUGAUACUCUUAAUGGAAAAAAGAGAGGAAGAAGUAUUAUCAUUAGCAAAA
Messenger RNA from Castor canadensis (American beaver), 623 nucleotides. The record is from RefSeq and is a predicted model, not a curated record. Lineage: Eukaryota; Metazoa; Chordata; Mammalia; Rodentia; Castoridae.